AUGGCCUCUGCGGGGUCUCAAGUGUCUGAGCUUGCCUCUAAGCUUUAUGAUGCAUGUGUGAAUGAAUUCGCGCGCGACCAUCUGUUCUACCAGAAUGACUUUCUCAAUCUCAAAGUCAUUCCGAAGAAUGACGUCUCCCUCCUGCUCGAAUGCACCCAGAGUCUAGUCAAUCAAAAUCUUUUCCGACUCCUCCAGAAGGACGGCAAACUGACAUGGAAGCUCAUUGACCGUGAGGAUGCUGAGAAGCUCCGCAACCUCACCCCGGACGAGGCGAUGGUCUACAAUGUGAUUCAUUCGACAGAACGCACAGGUAUCUGGGUGCGACACAUUGGCAACCGCACGAAUCUGCACAAAUCCAUCCUCGACCGCUGCCUGAAGUCCCUGGAAGGCAAAAACUAUAUCAAAUCCCUCCACAAUGUGAAGUAUCCCAGUCGAAAGAUGUACAUGCUGGCCGGGCUCGCUCCGAGCGAAGAAGUCACCGGAGGAGCCUGGUUCACAGACGGCGUGCUGGACGCCACCUUCAUUGGCACUAUUGCCACAUUUAUCGAGUUCAAAGUGGCCGAGUUGAGCUGGUACAAAGUCCCCGCCGCGGAGCGCAAAAACAAGCGCAUCAAAACUGCCUCCGGCAAGGCAGACGUCAAGUCCUCCGAGAAAAACUACCUCCCGUACCCCUACGGCUACACCGGGUACCCGAACGUGGCAGUCAUUUCUCAGCAGCUCCACGAAAGCAACCUCACCCCCGUCCACCUCAGCGAUGAGAGCCUCAUUCAAUUGCUCGAUACGCUCUGCUAUGACAACAAGAUCGUCGCAUUGAACAACGGAGAGUGUUACCGAGCACUCAGAAACCCGGACGCUAUCAAGGCGGAGCGCGAACGCAAGAAACUAGAGGAAAUGGAUUCUUCCGAAGCAAACAAGCAGAUUGUCAAGAACGGCAUGACGGAGGCGCCCUGCGGUUCGUGCCCGGUGUUCCGGCUGUGCUCGCCUGGUAGUGCAGUGAGUCCCGAGACCUGCGAGUACUUUGACCCGUGGCUGAACAAUGCUCUGGACUUCUGA
Messenger RNA from Penicillium bovifimosum, 1053 nucleotides. Its product is annotated as RPC34 RNA polymerase subunit family protein. The record is from RefSeq and is a predicted model, not a curated record. NCBI's taxonomy places the organism in Eukaryota, Fungi, Ascomycota, Eurotiomycetes, Eurotiales, Aspergillaceae. Gene Ontology annotation, biological process: transcription by RNA polymerase III. The coding region runs from base 1 to 1053 and encodes 350 amino acids. The transcript is spliced from 2 exons. Gene Ontology annotation, cellular component: RNA polymerase III complex.